AUGGGCGGCCCGGCGCGCGCGCAACUGGAUUUGGCGGCGCGAAAUCGAGCUGAAAGGAUAAGGGGGAGAGAAGAACGACGGCCGCGACUCGCCGCCUGGAAGCUCCUCGUCCCCGACGGCGCUAGCUGCUCCUCUCCCUUCCACCGCCGGCUGGUUCCCCCGCUCGUCCUCAACGUCCACCCGCCGGCGCUGCUCCUCCUCGCCUGGGAAGUUCCACCCGCCGGCGCUGCUCCUCCAAGCCUGGGAAGCUCCGCCGGCCGCACUGCUCCUCGAACCUCCUCCCCGCUGCUGCGCUGCACUGCUCCAGCCUCCAAGUCUGCAAGAAAUGCUUCUGGUUGUGAAAGAAAUUGGAGCGGGUUUGAAGGGAUACACACUAAGAAGAGGAAUAGACUUACUACAGCCCGCCUCGAAAAGUUGGUCUAUAUUCAAUUCAACAACAGGCUGCUUAGUAAGAGAGAAAAGAUCAAGACAAAGAAGACCACUGAUGUUCUCUUGUCUAGUUAUACAACUGAAGUUCAAGGUUUUCUCCAAGAGGGUGGAGAUGAUUGCGCAUUAGUUGUCUUUAGAGAUGAGGAAGAUGAGGAUGAGAUGGAAGGUACAGGGAUACCUUGGGUUGUUAUUGGAGAGGCAGUGGGAGCAGAAGAGCAGCUUGAGCAGCGUAGAAGUGGUAGAGUGAGGGAGGCAAGGGAGCUCUAUGAAGGAGAAGAGUUUUCGUCCGAAGAAGAAGAGUAUGAGUCUGAUGAGGAUGAGGAUGAGUGAGGCGAAGCCGCUGAUUUCCCUUGUUUGUUCAAAGAUUUCCCUUGUUCAUAGCUUUUGGUUCAGGUAUUCAGUGCAAUGCGUGAGUCAUGAUCUGUAAUAUAGUGCUUGUGACUAGCAUCUUAAAUUCAGAAGCAUCUGGUUA
Molecule: messenger RNA, 901 nt
Organism: Panicum virgatum (switchgrass)
Lineage: Eukaryota; Viridiplantae; Streptophyta; Magnoliopsida; Poales; Poaceae
Exons: 4
Coding region: 1-759 (252 amino acids)
Source: RefSeq, a predicted model, not a curated record